Messenger RNA from Camellia sinensis, 1279 nucleotides. RefSeq lists its product as uncharacterized. Gene Ontology annotation, cellular component: nucleus. Gene Ontology annotation, biological process: regulation of transcription by RNA polymerase II. Gene Ontology annotation, molecular function: protein dimerization activity; RNA polymerase II cis-regulatory region sequence-specific DNA binding; DNA-binding transcription factor activity, RNA polymerase II-specific. The record is from RefSeq and is a predicted model, not a curated record. NCBI's taxonomy places the organism in Eukaryota, Viridiplantae, Streptophyta, Magnoliopsida, Ericales, Theaceae.
AGAAAAAAAGUACGCUCAGUUUAGUCCAUCCACCGUGCUAAUCAAAAAAAUAUUUUGAGGAAAAUAUGGAAGCCAUGCCAGAAAUAGAAUGGAAUGGUUUUAACACAGGAAUGUACUGUAGCGAAGAAGAGGACUUCAUGGCACAGUUGCUCGGAAACUGUUCGCUUCCCAAUGAGUUACCGGGGAUUUCAAGCUUUGGAGUCCCCUCUGAAUCGGCUAUGAACUUUUCUGUAACAUAUUCUUCAUCAGAUAAUAGCAUUAAUCCUAAUGUAUACUCUUUCUCACAAGAGAGUAGUUAUAACUACCGGUACCAGGAGCUGAGCGAUCAUUCUCAUCGGUUUUUGGCGAUGAACGAUAGUUCUAUGUCGAUUGACACCGGCUCCCCUGUUGAGGUCUAUACUGAUAAUUUGAUGGAAGGGGAUGAUGAGAUCAUAAGGGAACCCGAGAUGGCAGCAGUACCGGAAACAUCUUCAGAGGAGAAAAGUGACAGCCUGCAGCCAGAGAAUUCUUCCAAGAAAAGAUCGCGGGUUUCAGGAGAUGUACAGAGAAAGAGAAAUGUGAAGUCAAGGAAGAACCAGAAGGUUGUGUCGGGUAACAACAACAAUGAAGACAACAACAACAAUGGUGGGGGGAUAAACAAUCAGGCUUCAAGUAGCUGCAGCUCAGAGGAUGCUCAGUACUCCAAUGGCUCUCAGGAGCAGCAGAAUGGAGGAAUGACUACAAGUUCAAGCUCCAAAGGGGCUGCUGCAACUCUCAACUUGAAUGGCAAGUCAAGAGCCAGUAGAGGGUCUGCCACUGAUCCCCAGAGCCUCUAUGCCAGGAAAAGAAGAGAGAGAAUAAAUGAGAGGUUGAAAAUCUUACAGAACCUUGUCCCCAAUGGAACAAAGGUUGAUAUUAGCACAAUGCUUGAAGAAGCUGUCCAGUAUGUGAAGUUUUUGCAACUCCAAAUCAAGCUUUUAAGCUCUGAUGAUCUAUGGAUGUAUGCUCCUAUUGCUUACAAUGGAAUGGACAAUGGGCUUGAUCUGAAGAUCCCAAGCCCAAGAUGAUAUGGUCUUUGGAGACCAAGAUCUAUCUGGUGUUGCUGCUGAGAUAAUAUAUGAAAGUCAUUAAUUGCCAUCUUUGUUAUGGCUUUAUUUUGUUUAAUAAGUAAUUAUUUCUAUAUUAUCCACGAGGACUAAAUGUCAUUAAUAAUUGAUUAAACUCCAAUAACAUGGGUUGAGCACAACAUAACUCUUGUACAAACACUGACUUGAACCAAUGGCAUUGUAACAAUACAAUC